Nylanderia fulva is the source of this 2736-nucleotide messenger RNA. The record is from RefSeq and is a predicted model, not a curated record. Lineage: Eukaryota; Metazoa; Arthropoda; Insecta; Hymenoptera; Formicidae.
AGGGAUUUCUAGAGUGAACUGAUAGAAAACAAAAAUCUUCAAAAAAUUUUUUUUAUUUAAAAAAACUAUUAACUCACGAAAACUAUAACUAGAAUGACAAAUAAUUCACAAACAAUUCGUAAGAAAAAGAAAUUUUAAAAGUCGUCUGACUAGUUAUAUAUGUGUGAAUCUUGCAUUAGGAUGCUUAUUGAAAGCUUCAGUAGGAGAAACUAGACUUUCAUGUACACAUCUAUUCGACCUUGGGCUGAAACUAAUAAAUAUAUACAGAAGAAUUUUCGCACACGUUUGCGAUAUUUGCAUCGAUAUUUUGUUUACGUGCAUUCUUAGAAAUCCUUAUAUUUAUUUAUAUUUGUCGCGCACGGUUGUUUAUUCACGUUACACCUUGUUACAUUUUAUACGAAGUAUUUUUUUUACAUAUUUUUUGAUGUAAAAGUUAAUCGUUAAUUUUUUUUAAAUAUAAUUUCACAUCGCGGUAAUGAAAAUGACGAGAAGAACAUUAAACGUUGAUAUAUUUCAAUAUUGUUUGUUACUAUUACCUAUAUAAUACAAAACUGCAAGACUUUGUAUUUUGUAUAUUAAGAUUAUAUAUAUAUAUAUAUUGAUGUUGAAUAUCUAUUAUGGAAAAUAAAAAUAGCAACAAUUUUAUUAGUUAUGUGGAAUUGGAGGAGCAUAAGAUGCAGACUUUCAGCUCCAGUCGACGUAAUUCGUUAAUUGAAAAUAAUAUAAAGCUAUUGCCAGGAGAAGUUCUUAUUGCCGAGGCUCAAAGUGUCCUUAUGUUUUCACCCGUCGGCGAUCUGAAACAGGGUACAUCCGGUGUUUUGUCAGUGACUAAUUUUAAACUUACAUUUAUCACCAGCGACGACUCAAAUGGGGAGGACGCUACUCACCAGCAAAAUCAUUUGUACGGAUAUACGGAUACAUGUUUGACAAAUAUCGAUGAGAUUUAUAUAAUGGUGGGCGAUAAGAAGAGGAAACUAGUCCCUGGAAGUACAGUACCAUCAAAAGUAAAAGGGAUAUUUAUUAUUUGCAAAAAUCUAAGAACGUGGUCCUUUUCUUUCAAAUUUUCACCGAUUGGACAUGGUAAGAAUCUCUUGACUGCAUUACUUCAUCACGCUUUCCCUAGCAGACACCAGCUGUUAUUUGCCUACGAUUACAAAGAAGCUUAUUAUAGCAGCCUUGACAAAAAUGUUCAGUUAUUUCGAGAUAUAUUGGAUUGGCAAAAUGAAUUAAAUAGAAUAUUGUGUAGCGAUGAAAUAAGGAAAGGAUGGAGAUUAUCUAUGGUUAAUGCCAAGUUUCAACUUUGUUCUAGUUUAUCACAAUACAUAGUUGUGCCUGCAUCUGUGACUGAUAGUCAAUUAACAAAUGCAGCUCGUCAUUUUCAAGAUAAUAGACCACCAGUAUGGUCAUGGACAAACUCGCAUGGCGCAGCAUUAGUGAAAAUGUCCGAAUUGGUGCCAACUAUAACGGAGAGAAUACAAGAAAAUAUUAUGUUUGAAAAUGUUCGCAAAAGCCAUCCUCAAAAGAUGCCUCCAGUUGUUAUCGAAUUGAAUAAAGAAAUUAAUGUAAAGUUAAUAGCAGCAAGUUUUAACAAAUUUAUUAGUUUAUGUUCACCAGAAAAUAUAAGACAAUUCUGGAUUCAAGAUAAUAAUUUUUAUUCAUUGUUAGAAAAUACAAAAUGGCUUAAAUAUAUAUCGUAUUGUCUACAAAAGGCAGUUGAAGUUUGUGAACGACUUAAUUUAGGAAUUUCUGUUAUCUUACAAGAAGGUGCUGGUAGAGACUUAUGCUGCAUUAUAUCAAGUUUAGCACAACUGUUACUGGAUCCUCACUUUCGUACUAUAACUGGUUUUCAAUCAUUAUUACAAAAAGAAUGGAUCGCUGGAGGCCAUCCAUUUUGUGAUAGAUUGGGUCAUAUUGUAAAGUCUAAUUCUGGAAAGUCUCCAUUAUUUCUUUUAUAUCUCGAUUGCGUUUGGCAAUCGUGCCAACAAUAUCCAACGGAAUUUGAAUUUACGGAAACAUAUUUGACUACAUUAUGGGAUGCGGCGCAUAUUUCCAUUUUCGACACCUUCAUCUUCAACUGCGAAAGAGAUCGGGCGGUGGCAGCUAUGGAUCCUAAUACGCCUCUGGUACUUCGUAGCGUUUGGGAUUGGCGGGAGCAGUUCAACGAUCAGGAUAUAUUGUUAUUUUACAAUCCUCUAUUUAUUUCUCAUAAUAAUAUGAAGAAGCUGGAGAGUACAGUUAUAAAACCGUUGUACGCUGUUUCUAGUUUAGAAUUUUGGACGCAGUGCUAUUUUCGUUGGAUACCAACGCUUGAGAUUCGUAACGGUGGGCAAAGGCAUAUCGAACUUUAUAUUAGAUUACUGCAAAAUAAUAUAAAUCAACUGGAAAUUAAUGUAAACGAUAAUCGCGGCUUAGCUGUGGAUAAGAUUGUAGAUAACAUCUACUCCCUUCAUACGAAUAUUGAUAGCUUCUAUCCCUUCAGUAAUAAAAGAUCGAGAAAUACUAUUAGCGCACCGAUCAUGAAUAAUUCUAUCUAUUUAACAGAGAGCUUAUUAGACGCACAAUCAUUAAUGACUACGACCGACUGAUACGGACUGCUAUAUUCAAUAUUAUUCAGAAUGUACCUGAUUACAUUCCCUUUCCUUUUAGUUUGUGGAUAGCGCAAAACAAUUUUUCAAACCUUUGUUUCUCCUUAGUGUAAUAAAAAUGAAAACAAAAUAAAUGUUAUUUUGAAAAUUA